Candoia aspera is the source of this 3110-nucleotide messenger RNA. RefSeq names its product armadillo repeat containing 1 (gene ARMC1). Gene Ontology annotation, molecular function: metal ion binding; protein binding. The record is from RefSeq and is a predicted model, not a curated record. NCBI's taxonomy places the organism in Eukaryota, Metazoa, Chordata, Lepidosauria, Squamata, Candoiidae. The coding region runs from base 274 to 1113 and encodes 279 amino acids. The transcript has 7 exons.
GGGGACUGCAGUGGUGGCGGAGAGCGGCGGGCGCCCGCUUCGCUGGGUGAAUGUUUCCUUGGCGGGUCGGCGGUUCCGAUUCAGCUGACCUUCGCCGGGGCGCCCGGAGGUUCCAAGCGGCUUCUCUGCCAGGGUCUCCCGGUGUGCGAGGGCGGCAGCAGCAGUAUUAGCCGAUACGUGCCUUGGAGUGGACCUUCCUCCGUGGGGCGGGAGUAUCAAAGCGCCUCCCCUUCUGCGUCCAAUGAAAUAGAAUCAUAUGUAUGACAAGGAAAAAUGAACACCGCAAUGAAUGUGGAACCUGAUGCACUCACCGUAGUAAACCAGCUGAGAGAUCUGGCAGCUGACCCUCUGAAUAGAAGAGCAAUUGUCCAGGAUCAGGGGUGUCUACCAGGCCUUAUAUUAUUUUUGGAUCAUCCCAACCCACCAGUUGUCCAUUCAGCAUUACUUGCUCUACGUUAUUUGGUGGAAUGUCGGGCCAAUAGAGAAAAGAUGAAAAGUGAACUGGGGAUGAUGCUGAGUUUACAGACGGUCGUACAAAAGACCACAACACCUGGAGAAACAAGACUAUUAGCUUCUGAAAUCUAUGAUAUUCUUCAGUCUUCCAACAUGUCUGACAUGGACAAUGUGAAUGAGAUGAAUUCGCGGCGUCGAAAAGCUCAGUUUUUCCUUGGAAGUACAAACAAACGUGCUAAAACAGUAGUUUUACACAUAGAUGGCCUUGAUGAUUCGUCACGGAGAAACCUUUGUGAAGAGGCCUUACUGAAAAUUAAGGGGGUCAUCAGCUUUACAUUUCAAAUGGCAAUUCAAAGAUGUGUAGUCCGAAUCAGAUCAGAUUUAAAAGCAGAGGCACUGGCAACAGCAAUAGCAUCAACCAAAGUUAUGAAAGCCCAGCAAGUUGUAAAAAGUGAAAGUGGAGAAGAGAUGUUGGUUCCUUUCCAAGAUACUCCAGUAGAAGUGGAGCAGAAUACUGACCUCCCUGAGUAUUUGCCAGAAGAUGAAAGUCCUUCAAAGGAGCAACACAAAGCGGUGUCCCGUGUUGGGUCACACCCAGAAGGGGCAGCCAGUUGGCUGAGCACAGCUGCAAACUUCCUUUCCAGGUCCUUCUAUUGGUGACUUUGAAUCAAGGCUAAAGGACUGUGCCAACCAACAGGGGGUAGUUUUCCAUUAUUUUGGCGAACUGCCGAGUGCAAUUUGCAAUAAGUUAUCACAACAGAUUUUUUAGAUUACACAAAAUAUAUACUGUGUUUUACAUUUUAUUGGACAUUCUGGCCUUUUGAGCAGUCAGAAGAUGGAGGCCUCAAAUCAACGUUUGUUCAUUUUCUCCCCCCUCCCUUUUUAUGUUUUAUUGCCUCACUUUUUAACGUGGGUCCAUGAUCAACCAAAUAUUUUUGAAUUUAUAAAGCUUUAAGUUAAAAUUCAUGAUAAAAUAGACACAGAGCCCACUCAACACAAAUGUCAGGACAUCUGUGCAAGGAAAUUAUUAGCUCUGAUUUUACAAAGAUUGAAAUGCCUUUCUUUUCUUUUUGGCCUUAUUUCAGAAUAUAUAUUUCAACUGGAAGGCUCUAGAAGGAAAAAAAGACUGAUCUGUUUGCGAGUUAUUUUAUUUUGUUCACCUUUUUUUCAGAGCCAGUGUGUCAUGCUCUAUUUGUAGCACUGUACGGAGACUUGAACUUUAAACUUGGGGGUUUGUUUUUUUAAUUGUCAGCCCAUAACUACUUUCAAUAUGAACUUUUUAGUAGUAAGAAGUUAAAGCAGAAACGCGUGUGUAUUUAUACAGUAAAUAAUCUGCUGUAAAAAUGCUUCUAAUGAAGGCUGUGACUUUCAAAGUAUGACAAGAAACUAUUGAUUGGAGGUUAGGUCAUUAAGAAGAUUAGUUUUCAAAAAUUCCAAUCUGCUCCCAUGAUAUUUUAUAUGUGGUAGGAAGUGUGGUGUUUGAAUGAGAGCUGAAAAUAUAAGAUUAUGGAGAAGGGAUAAGAAAUGGAACGCUGAAUAUGCCAUUGUGCCCCUGUCUACAUUUUGAACAUUUUGGCUUGAUGGAAAUCAUAUAUUAUCCAUACUGCCUUUUAAAGAAACUGCCGUCCUGUGUCAGCAGGGCUGAUAUCUGGAGCUGUGUGACAGGUCAUGUUGUGUCAGAGCCAGGAUCAGGGCAAAACUAGUGCCUGAUGUCUAGCGUUGGGGGGGUGGGCAUCUUUGGAGAUAUGAAGAGUCCCUAAAAGUGCACUAUAGCUAGUCUGUUAAAAUGCCAUACUUAGCAUCAUCUUCUGGUAUUGUAGCCCAUUUAAAAAGUUCUAAAGUGCUUGGAUCUUGUCAGCUUAGUACCCAGUAAUGAUAGGUGAUGUUUCGGCAAAAUGUUGAGAAUAGCAAUUAGGUUAUUGAAAUUUUGGCUGAGAUUUUUCUCAAUUUGUUAGAGCAACUGCUACUUUGCACCACAGGUAUAUAGCUGAGGAAUUGCAGUGCUGUUCAAAAUUAAGUCCUUUGUGAAUCAUUUUGUGCUGCAGUUCAUGCAGAUACUGACUUUUUUGAGGCAAAACUUUAUUCUUUGGAAGAUCUUAUAUUUGUCUUUCACAGUAGCAGCACAUAAGUAGCAUCAGGAAACUGUCAUUUAAAUGAAAAUAAUGUGCAAGGGAGAGGGAUUAUCAACUUCCAAAAAUAACUUAAAAUUCACCUGAAUGCAAUGCCCUUCUAAAGUGAAGAGCUUACUUUCAGAUUAGAUUAUUUUCCAUUUUAUCAUAUCUAGUUUAUUUGGUUAAAGUUUACAGACACAGAAUACAAGCUUUCUAAGGCAUGUAGUAUAAUCAAUAUGUAUUACAAGGCAUAUUGCUGUCUAGAAUGUUACAAUGCCAAAUGUGUUUGCAGAGAUCUCUGCUGUGUAACCAUGGAUGCAAUGUUUACUUUUCAUUUUAACAUCUUUCCCUACAUUUUGCAUUGCCGCACACCCUCUUUACUACAUGACACAUCUCUUUGGAUGUUAGUGAUUCAAUGCUAGUAAAUAUUAAAAUGUGAUUUGGUUUGUAGGUAUGCUUUUUUUGGUCAGUAUUGCAGCUGUCCCAGUCAAUGUAUCUGUAAAACAGAUUUUGAAAAACUGUAAAAUAAAAGUGUAAUAUAAUGAA